AUUCUUUUCUCGCUUUUUAUUUUUUUUUAUUUUCUGGUCAGUUUACAUCUCUACUAUUUAUCUACCUCAGGAAAGUUUUUACUCAACAGAACAAUAAUGGAUCUUAAGCUUGGUUUUUGUGUUAUCUCCCUGAAUCUCCUAAUUCUGCUGGUUGUUAAUGGAACAGAAGCUAGGAAAGUGGCUGAAGGAAACCUGCAGGGAAAAAGAUUGAACUUUCCAGUUGCUGAUGAAGUUGUCCAGAAGACUAAUGAUAUCUAUUUUUGGAUUUAUGAUAACCAAGGAGAAAAAGAUUAUCACAGAGCAGUAAAAGAGAAUGCCCAAGUUCAUCCAUCAUCAAAUAACAAGAAUCUUGAAAACAAGGAUGACACUUAUUUCUGGAUAUACCUGGGUGAAAAUAUUCAGCUGAGCAAUCACAAAAGCAAGAAAGAGAAUGUCGAUAAUUAUUCUUGGAUAUACAAUAACCGAGGAGAAAAUACUAAGCAAACUAGACAAGAAGAGAGUGACAAACAAGGAGAAAAAAUUCACCAGCAAGCAAAAACAGAGAAUUCCUAUUUCCGGAUUUACGGCAAACAAGGAGAAAAGAUGCAUCGGCAAGCAAAAAAAGAGAAUUCCCAUCUUAGGAUUCUUGAGAAACGAGGAGAAAAUAAGCAUCAGCAAGGAAAAACAGAGAAGACACAUAUCCAUCCAUCAUCCCAUAUGGAUCAUGUAGAUCCUUCUCUAAGAGUUUUCUUCCUUAUGGAUGAUCUAAGGAUAGGAAAAGCAAUAACUGUUUCUUUCCCAAGAAGGGAUCUUUCUUCUUCUCCAAGUUUCUUGCCCAGAGAAGAAGCCGAUUCCAUUCCAUUUUCACUAAAGGAACUACCAAACCUUCUUCAACGUUUCUCAUUCUCUAAAAACUCUCCACAAGCUAAAGCUAUUGAAGAUACACUGAGAGAAUGUGAAGUUCCACCUAUAAAGGGAGAGACAAAGUACUGUGCCUCAUCCUCCGAGGCAAUGCUUGAUUUUGUUCAAGGAAUCAUGGGAGAAAAAACCCAAUUCAAAGCUCUGUCCACAACUCAUUUAUCAAACUCAACUCCACUGCUUCAAAAGUAUAUUAUUUUAGAUGCUCCACUAGAAGUUGCAGCUCCAAAAAUGGUGGCAUGUCAUACCAUGCCUUACGCUUAUGCGGUGUUCUACUGUCAUUACACAAUUAGCAAAAGCAAGGUGUUCAAGGUUUCAUUAGGUGGUGAAAAUGGUGAUAAAGUGGAAGCAAUUGCUGUUUGUCAUUUGGAUACCUCUGAAUGGAGUCCAUCUCAUGUAUCUUUCCAAGUGCUCGGUAUAUUACCAGGAAUGUCACCUAUCUGUCACUUUUUUCCAUCAGAUAAUCUAGUGUGGGUUCCAAAAAUUGCCACUGUACAAGCGCUUUGAAGGAGCAGUAGCACCAUGUUGGCAGUAGUUUUUACUUCUUUACUUCUUUAGUGCCUUAUCUGUUAUUGCUUAUAUGUGUGCUAGUAUUUGCAUGUAUCUUUUUUCUGUUUUUUCAGUGUACUUUUAUCUAGCUUUCUUUCCAGUUGUGUGAUCUUAAUAAAACAAUGAGAUUUUCUGGUAA
Messenger RNA from Lycium ferocissimum, 1585 nucleotides. Its product is annotated as BURP domain protein USPL1-like. The coding region runs from base 97 to 1404 and encodes 435 amino acids. The transcript has 2 exons. NCBI's taxonomy places the organism in Eukaryota, Viridiplantae, Streptophyta, Magnoliopsida, Solanales, Solanaceae. The record is from RefSeq and is a predicted model, not a curated record.